AUGAGUGACAGUCCCGUAAACCAGGGGAUACAGGUACGACCCACCGCACUGUGAAUGUCGAAUCCAUACUAGCAGCAGCAGCAGCAGCAGCAGCAGCAGCAGCAGCAGCAGCAGCAGCAGCAGCAGCAGCAGCAGCAGCAGCAGCAGCAGCAGCAGCAGCAGCAGCAGCAGCAGCAGCAGCAGCAGCAGCAGCAGCAGCAGCAGCAGCAGCAGCAGCAGCAGCAGCAGGAGCUUCCAUUCGCCGUGCUCUCCGACAAACGCAUUGUGCUGGCUGAUGCGGUGUCAGCUCAGUGCAAACUCUUCCUGUUUUUGUGA
This is a messenger RNA of Spirometra erinaceieuropaei, 315 nucleotides long. The record is from the annotation of a GenBank genome assembly. Lineage: Eukaryota; Metazoa; Platyhelminthes; Cestoda; Diphyllobothriidea; Diphyllobothriidae.